Molecule: messenger RNA, 4117 nt
Organism: Dipodomys spectabilis (banner-tailed kangaroo rat)
Lineage: Eukaryota; Metazoa; Chordata; Mammalia; Rodentia; Heteromyidae
Product: zinc finger protein 14-like
Exons: 5
Coding region: 127-2136 (669 amino acids)
Biological process (GO): regulation of transcription by RNA polymerase II
Molecular function (GO): RNA polymerase II cis-regulatory region sequence-specific DNA binding; DNA-binding transcription factor activity
Source: RefSeq, a predicted model, not a curated record
CAUUUUCUCGUCCCGACGACGGUGGUCGCGCGGCCUCCCCGGUCGGCUCGAUUUCCGUGGUGGUUUGAGGUGAAAGGCUCGCGGGGGGCCCCGUUGGGAGGGCGCUGGGACACCCGGACUGACGACAUGGAAGAAUCUUUGCCUCCGCUCUCCGACAAUCUGUUGGAUUUGUCGCAGGAGUCUGUGACCUUCGAUGAUGUGUUUGUCAACUUCACCCUGGAGGAGUGGGCCCUGCUGGACCCUGCCCAGCAGAAGCUGUACAGGAGCGUGAUGGGCGAGACUUUCCGCAACCUGGCCUCCGUGGGAAAAACACAAGAAGACCAGAACAUGGAAGAGGAGUACAAAAAUCCUGCCAUGGAGUUAAGAAAUGAAGUGGUAGAGGGACUCUCUGAGCAUAAAGAAGUGAUUCCCUUUGAAGACAUCUUCAUCAGCGCCUCUGCCUCGGACGCAGGCGACACACAGAUGCCCACUGCAGUGGACGCGGACGUGGACGCGGACACGGGCGAGGCCUGUGAGUACACGGAAGUCCUUGUGGACCCUUCCUCGAUGAGUGUGCCCUUUGCCAGUGCUGCCGGGCAGAAUCCGUACGCGCCUCAGGGCUAUGGCGAAGCCGCACAUGCGUACAAGGAGUACGAGGCAGCCUUCGGCCCGGCCAGUUCAGUAGAGGUGCCCGAGAGGGCUCCCGCAGGGGAGAAGCCCUACAUGUGCAAGGAGUGCGGCAAGGGCUUCAGCUCAGCCAGCUACUUCAAGAUGCACGAGCGCAUCCACACGGGCGAGAACCUGUGCAUCUGCAAGCUGUGCGGGAAGGACUUCCUGUCUCUGCGGGAUGUGCAGCGCCACGAGCAGACGCACACGGGCGCCAAGCCAUUUGUGUGCAGGUACUGUGGGAAGGCGUUCAGCUCCUCCAGCUACAUCAAGAUCCACGAGCGGACGCACUUCGGGGAGAAGCCGUACGUGUGCCAGCAGUGUGGGAAGGGCUUCUUCUACCUGAACCACCUGCAGAAGCACGUGCACGCGCACAGCGGGGAGAAGAGCUACGUGUGUGAGCAGUGCGGCAAGGGCUUCAGCUCCCCCAUCUACCUCCAGAGACACGAGCGCAUCCACAUGGGCGUGCGGCCCUACGUGUGCAAGCACUGCGGCAAGACCUUCAGCCAGUCCACCUCGUGCAUCGCGCACGAGCGCAUCCACACGGGGGAGAAGCCUUUCGAGUGUAAGCAGUGUGGGAAGGCCUUCUACUCCCUGCGGGUGGUCAAGUCUCACGAGCGCACGCACAGCGGGGUGAAGCCCUGUGCGUGCAAGCAGUGUGGGAAGGCCUUCUACUCGUGGAGCGACGUGCGUAAGCAUGAGCGCACGCACAGUGGGGAGAAGCCUUACGAGUGCAAGCAGUGCGGGAAGGCCUUCGCCUCCACCCGGGACGUGCAGCGCCACGAGCAGACGCACAGCGGCGACAAGCCCUUCAUCUGCAAGUACUGCGGCAAGUGCUUCAGCUCGGCCAGCUACAUCAAGGUGCACGAGCGCACGCACACGGAGGAGAAGCCCUUCGUGUGCAAGCAGUGCGGCAUCGGCUUCUUCUACGUGAGCCACCUGCGCCGCCACAUGCUCACGCACAACGCCGAGAAGAGCUUCGUGUGCAAGCUGUGCGGGAAGGCCUUCAGCUCCAAGAGCUACGUGAAGGUCCACGAGCGGAUCCACACAGGGGAGAAGCCCUUCGUGUGCAAGCAGUGUGGGAAGGGCUUCUUCUCCCUGAGCGACGCUCAGCGGCACGAGCGCACGCACACCGGCGAGCGGCCCUUCAUCUGCAACCAGUGCGGGAAGGCCUUCUCGGCCUGGAGCGACUUCCGCAAGCACGAGCAGACGCACACGGGCGAGAAGCCCUUCGUGUGCAAGCAGUGCGGCAAGGCCUUCAGCUCGGCCAGCUACAUCAAGGUGCACAUCCGCAUCCACACCGGCGAGAAGCCCUUCUCCUGCAACCAGUGCGGCAAGGCCUUCUUCUCCCUCGGGGACCUGCGCCGCCACGAGCGCACACACAGCGAGCACAAGCCGUGCGUGUGCUCCCAGUGCGGGAAGGACUUCUUCCACAAGAGCCACCUGCGCCGCCACGAGCGCACACACAGCACCGAGCAGGCCGGCCCGUGAGCCUUCCGGAACCUUCUCCUGCUCACAGGAAAGCCUGCGUGUGGCCUGCCGGGGAGGGCGGUGUGCAUGAGCAUGUGGGCAAGCCUCGUGCGCACUCGCGCUCGCGGUAGACGAGGGCAGGAGAGCCAGCUCGGCCAUGCAGUCACCGUGGGAAAGUUCCGUAAGAAAUGUGGGAAAGCCUCCUUCCCGUAGCGAUGCUCAGACACGAGCAUGUGUUCUAGAAAGCCUGGGUUAUAGGUGGGGUUAGAAUCUGAGCUCCAGCAGCUGGUCAUGGUUCUAGAAACUUCUAUGGGUGUGUAGGUGUGGGUGUGCCGGUUUGGCCCUGGCCCUUGGUCCCUGCUUAAUUCUUUUUGUCCCGUACAAGUCUCUCCCCCCUGUUGUGUGUCAUGUCUCGGCUUGCUGCGGGUCCUGAGUCCGUGGAGCCACAGACCAGGGACUGAAAACUCAAGACUCAGAUGUGCCCAGGCGGGCGCGUGGAGCGGAGCAGGUGAGCCGGCGGGGCCGUGCAGUAAGGCACUGUCUGGAUUUUUUUUUUUAACGUGAAAAAAUAAAUUAGUUCCUUGAUCUUGGUUGUGUCAGGUAUUUUGUUACAGCCACUGAGCCAGGAGGCCUGCGUGUCACCGGAGGUGACACUGGGUGGGCGCGCUCCCGCCACCGCCUUGUCCCUGUCCCCUCCAGUGCGCUGGUGUGAAGAACAUGCACAAACACUUCAAGCAUGAGCAGGGUCUCACGGCAGGAUCAUUGGCAGAUGCCGGUGGCCGUCAUCCUAGCUACUCAGGCUGACUCGGGGCUGGGCCUCCAGACCAGCCCGGGCCGGAGAGUCCCAGCCAAAAGCUGGCCCUGAGCUCGAAACGCCGUGCCAGUGACGUAAUACAAGGGUCAUUCAACGCGAGGCUGUUUAAGAGCUUAUGUAGUACUGGCACUCUACCUCUUGAGCUAAUCUUUUCAGUUUUGGCUUUUCACUGUGUAAGUGGAGGAUGAGCAUCUCGGGUUUGUUCUCCUGGGGUUGACUUGAAGGACUUUUCUCAGAUCUCAGCCUCCUGAGCAGCUAGGAUUCCAGGCCAGGCCACAGGGGCUGUCUCAUGCCAAGGAGCGAGGCUUCUGAGAAGUGACAGAACCGGGAGGGAACACUGCGAGUGUCAGCAUGUCUCUCCAUGCCCCUUUAACUCGACCGCGGCCUCUUGUAGUUUUAGUUUCCUGAGCUGCCGGAUUAACACCACAGUGGAAUUUAAAAUUUUGUCCUUGAAAUUAAAUGUUGACCUAACUUUUCUUCAUGCAACAGCGAGUUUAUGAAGUAAUGUCUCUUAAUAAGAUUUUUCUCUUGAAGUAUGUUGGAUCCUUAAAGAAUGGAAGUGUAUUUAUUUGUAAUAAACCAGAAAGAAGGUUUAAAUGUACAUUUAAAAAUAAUUGAUAGUGGCGACCGAGGAAAGGAUUAUUAAUUGCAAUUCUCCUACUGGCUGGUUGGAUGUGUGUUUAUGUAUUUAUGUAUAUAUUAUGUCUUUUUAGGCAGCAAAUGACAUUUUAACCAGAUUUUCUAUUUUUCACUUUUUAAUAGGCAUUGUCUCCAAAGAGUCUCAUAAAUGUUAAAAAAAAAAAAAAAAAGGUGCCUAAGUGUCUUGAAUACCUUGCAGAAUAACAAAUGUUAGGUUUCUAGAUUUUUUUUUUAAUUUGGCCCUUGAUAAAAUGUUUUGACUAAAUGGAAAAUAGAACGAUGAAAACAGUUGUAUAUAGGUUUUUGAAAUGAAGAUCUACUGAAAAUUUUUCUCUAUAAUUGUUCAAGGGCCGUGCAAAAUCAGAUGACUACAGACCAUAAUGUGAAGAGAGAAAACUUACUGGUGUUAUGGGAUAGUUUAAAAGCAGAAGAAAGAUGCACAAAUAGGCAUUGUAACUACUUCCUGUAUAUUAACCCUUUGACCUUUACAUUUCUUGGCCAAAUUCAUAUAAUUCAUCUUGGAGACAGUUUAGCAAAGCAUUAUUUCAG